Messenger RNA from Suillus clintonianus, 759 nucleotides. RefSeq lists its product as uncharacterized. Lineage: Eukaryota; Fungi; Basidiomycota; Agaricomycetes; Boletales; Suillaceae. The transcript is spliced from 6 exons. The record is from RefSeq and is a predicted model, not a curated record. The coding region runs from base 74 to 403 and encodes 109 amino acids.
AUCAACUUUUUUCCACGCAGUUCAACUUCUCCCCCCGUCGUCGUCGUCGUCCAACCCAACGACAAGUUCAACAAUGAAGUUUUCUGUUACCUUCCUCGCACUCUUCAUUGCUGGUGCUCUCGCCCAGUUCACAAUCAACACUCCUGCCAAUGUUGUUGAGUGCCAGCCCACCCUCCUGGCGUGGUCAGGUGGAACUGCUCCCUACUUCUUGAGCAUCCUACCUGGUGCGACUCCCAAUGGUGUUGCUCUUGAGAACUUGGGACAGCAAAACAGUACCUCAGUGACUUGGGUCUGCAACAUCGCGUCCGGGACAUCUAUUGGUCUCACCCUUCGCGACAGCACUGGUUUAACUGCGCAGUCCGCCCCUUUCACCGUGAACCCCGGUUGUGCGUGUUUCAGUUGACCUUGUUGAUCGGUUGCUUACCUUGGCGUAGCUUCAACUACAUGCACUAAUGUCACGUCGAUUUCCUCUGGUCCGACUGUUGCAACUAGUGCUGCCGCUCCGACUGGUACUGUGGCUACCACUAGCAGUGGUACUGGUACCACUAAAACCUCGGCCGCCACCACCGCCGGAGGCUCUGCUACCUCUGCUGCUUCAUCUUCAACGACUUCUGGUGCUGCCUCUGUCAAUGCUAUCCGCGUUGGUGCCGCCGGCAUUGCCGGCGCUGCUGUUGCUGCCCUUCUUUUCUAGAUUUGCUCUGAAAUCAAAAGACCGAUACCAGUCGACGGACUUUCCAGAGACAUUCACGGCUUUUUUUU